Messenger RNA from Mesorhabditis spiculigera, 339 nucleotides. Lineage: Eukaryota; Metazoa; Nematoda; Chromadorea; Rhabditida; Rhabditidae. The record is from the annotation of a GenBank genome assembly.
AUGUCGACCGGCUCCGAGCAGAUGGCGCCAAGUUUGGAGCAGAUUUUGAAGAUGAGGCAGGAGCGCAUCCAGCGAACCCCGAAAUGCGCCAGGUGCCGGAAUCACGGGACCGUCAGCGCGCUUAAAGGGCACAAACGCUUCUGUAAGUGGAAGGACUGCCUGUGCGCUAAAUGCACGCUGAUCGCGGAACGGCAAAGAGUUAUGGCAGCACAGGUGGCGCUUCGACGUCAGCAGAGCCAGGAGGAGAAAGAGGCUAAGGACCUGGAGAUGCUGCUUGGUGUUAGCAAUUACGGCCAUCAGACUACGCCACUGGACUAUCGACAGCGAAAGGACGAGGAU